Messenger RNA from Neofelis nebulosa (Clouded leopard), 2813 nucleotides. It is a transcript of the gene SIX1, whose product is annotated as SIX homeobox 1. The record is from RefSeq and is a predicted model, not a curated record. Bases 353 to 1207 code for a protein of 284 amino acids. The transcript has 2 exons. Gene Ontology annotation, molecular function: DNA-binding transcription factor activity, RNA polymerase II-specific; RNA polymerase II cis-regulatory region sequence-specific DNA binding. Gene Ontology annotation, biological process: regulation of transcription by RNA polymerase II. NCBI's taxonomy places the organism in Eukaryota, Metazoa, Chordata, Mammalia, Carnivora, Felidae. Gene Ontology annotation, cellular component: transcription regulator complex; nucleus.
CGCCCGCAGCCAAUCAGCGCGCCGGGGACGCUGCGCGCUUUAAGGCCGCUGCGGGGAGAACAGAAACCAAGUUCCCCGGCAACGAGCAGCAUCAACCCGGCGGGAGGCCGGAGCCAGAGAGGCCCAAAAAGGCUGCGGAGUGAGCCGGCCUCUCCGUGUCCGGCGCGCCCCCCUCCGCCUUCUUCCUCGGCCGCCCAGCCCUAAAUUUCGAUUAGCUUUUUCGCCUACGGAAAUCCUAGGGAGGGGGUUAGGAGCAGCUGCGCCCCCCUCCCUGCGGCUGCCGCCCCCCUGCUUUUAAGGCGCUGCUCCCUGCCGCGUGCGCCCGGGCAGUGCAUCUCGGCAGGCCCCAACCAUGUCGAUGCUGCCGUCGUUCGGCUUCACGCAGGAGCAAGUGGCGUGCGUGUGCGAAGUUCUGCAGCAAGGCGGGAACCUGGAGCGUCUGGGCAGGUUCCUGUGGUCGCUGCCCGCCUGCGACCACCUGCACAAGAACGAAAGCGUUCUCAAGGCCAAGGCCGUGGUUGCGUUCCACCGCGGGAACUUCCGCGAGCUCUACAAGAUCCUGGAGAGCCACCAAUUCUCGCCUCACAACCACCCCAAGCUGCAGCAACUGUGGCUGAAGGCGCACUACGUGGAGGCCGAGAAGCUGCGCGGCCGGCCCCUGGGCGCGGUGGGCAAAUAUCGGGUGCGCCGAAAAUUCCCGCUGCCGCGCACCAUCUGGGACGGCGAGGAGACCAGCUACUGCUUCAAGGAGAAGUCGCGGGGUGUGCUGCGGGAGUGGUACGCGCACAACCCGUACCCCUCGCCUCGUGAGAAGCGGGAGCUGGCCGAGGCCACGGGGCUCACCACCACCCAGGUCAGCAACUGGUUUAAGAACCGGAGGCAAAGAGACCGGGCCGCCGAGGCCAAGGAAAGGGAGAACACCGAAAACAAUAACUCCUCCUCCAACAAGCAGAAUCAACUCUCUCCUCUGGAAGGGGGCAAGCCGCUCAUGUCCAGCUCAGAAGAAGAAUUCUCACCUCCCCAAAGUCCAGACCAGAACUCGGUACUUCUGCUGCAGGGCAAUAUGGGCCACGCCAGGAGCUCAAACUAUUCUCUCCCUGGCUUAACGGCCUCACAGCCCAGCCACGGCCUGCAAGCCCACCAGCAUCAGCUCCAGGACUCCCUGCUGGGCCCCCUCACCUCCAGUCUGGUGGACUUGGGGUCUUAAGUGGGGAGGUACUGGGCCUGGAAGCAGUGACUAGGGACACUUGUAAAUAGAAAUCAGGAACAUUUUUGCAGCUUGUUUCUGGGGUUCUCUGCGCAUAAAGGAAUGGUGGACUUUCACAAAUAUCUUUUUAAAACUCAAAACCAACAGCGAUCUCAAGCUUAGUUAGUUACCUUCUUCUCUCCAACUCUUGCAUUUCCCAUCCCAGUGCAGAGAUCAGGGAAAAAAAAAAAAAAAAAAAACCCAAACAAACAAAAGCACCCACUCACCCAGUCUUGGUUCUGGGCAAUCCAUGUGCCAGCUUCACUAGCCUUUCUUUCUUUCUUUCUUUCUUUUUUUUCAGUGAAUGGGAAUUACAAAUCAACUGAAUUUUACUUAUUUCCUUUUAAUUUAUUUAUGGCAAAAUCAUUUGGGAAGAGGAAAAGGAAAUGAAGAGAGAGAGAGAAGUCAAAAUAGUGAAAAUAAAAGCCUCCAGCCAGGAGGAAAAUGUUUGCAUUCUUAAGGUGAAUAGGAAAAAUAUGAUCUUAUAACUUUUUUUUGAUGGGGAAAAAUUAAGUUUACAUUUUUCAUUAUUUAGUGUUAAACACUUUUAUGUAGAUUAAAAUGAAAGAACAGUAUUAGGGGGAAAAAAUAAGUGCCUAAAUGUCUUAAUGCUCUCUGUGUAAGGCAGUUAGAAAUAGCAGUGACCAUUAGUGCUACAACUAUUUUUGUCAAAUUUAGUGGGGUUUUUGGUUGUUGUUUGUUUUCUUGGGUUUUUUUAAUGGCAAACUUUAAAAAUGUACCAAUGUGGAAAAAAAAAAAAAAACAAAACACUUUCCUGAAUGCCAUUACUUCUCAUGCCCUUGAAGCUUUCGUAUCUGUAGCCUACUCCUGUUAAGGGUUUCUCUUGUUCCUAGUUUCUAGCCUGCAAAAAUAUGCGACAAAUCUGGCAACCUGGUAUUUGUUACUAAAACAGCAUGUGUUUUCAGGUUUCUUUUCUAUUGUACCUAAACCAGUCUAAAUUAAAACUUAGUAGAACACCAGGAGUACGAUUCUGUUUCUGAAAGGUGAGUUGUGUAUUGCUGUCAUUGGGCCCUAUUUUUUUUUUUUUUUGAAGUUUUCUUGCUUUCUUACUUAAUGAUGGUUAUGAAUUGCAGGGUACUUUGAAGGCCACCACCUGAACCAAGAGUGGUGACUGAGUUGAUUAUGUGAUAGAAAGAGUGAAGUUAGCUCUAGGGUAUUUAUUUAUUUUUUUAUUAUUUAGAUAUGCAGUUUUGUUUACCACUAGCUCUUCUCCACAGCGUUCAUAUGUUAACUCAGCUCUUUUGUAUUAAUGAGUUUAUGACAAGACUGUGAAAGUAAAAUAAUAUAUCUGCUUGGAAAAAAAAAAGGUGGGGGGGACUCGAACAUGGAUAACAACAUUGUGAAUUAACCUGUAUAAAUAGAAAGCAGACCAACAGGACAGGGGCUCUUUGCACUGCUGUGAGAUAGUGUCCAGAAAAAUCCCAGUAAUCGUGUAGGCUCCAUAUUAUUUUUGCCUGGGGCAAAAAUGAUGUAUCUUUGUAUUUAGCUUUUAAAAUUAGUGAAACAAAUGGCAUUAUUUAUUAAAAUUCUACUCAGGAUAACAGGA